This is a messenger RNA of Quercus robur (English oak), 722 nucleotides long. RefSeq lists its product as uncharacterized. Bases 99 to 509 code for a protein of 136 amino acids. Lineage: Eukaryota; Viridiplantae; Streptophyta; Magnoliopsida; Fagales; Fagaceae. The record is from RefSeq and is a predicted model, not a curated record. The transcript is spliced from 2 exons.
CUCACUCUCAGUCUCUCUGAAACCCUUUCUCUCUCUCUCUCUCUCUCUAAAACCCUAACUUUCUCUCACUAAAACCCUGCUAUUUUUUUCUCAUCAAGAUGUCAGCAAAAUGCACGCAAAUUGCUAGCUCCUCCUCCUCGAGCGAUGGCAACAACAACAGCUUCAUGUUCAACCAAGUCUUGCCUCCGGCGUCGACUACGGACUUCUGGUGCAAUCCUAGUAUGGUUCUGAUGAAUGCAGUUUAUGCGAUGCCGGUACCAGUGGUGCCGAUGAUGUUUUGGCCAUGUAUGGCUCCGACGAGUGGUGAUGCUCUGGUGAAAAUGGAGAGCUCUCAACCACAGCUUGGGAACUUCUUGGAAAGAUGCCACCUUUGCAAAAAGUGGAUCGGUGACAAUGACAUGUACAUGUAUGGUAAUUUGCAAGCAUUUUGUUCCUCAGAGUGCCGCGGUAAACAGAUCCUCAUCGACAAAUCGGGGGAGACAAGAAGCAAUUGCAAGGUAGCAAGAUGAUUGCUGUGAAGUGUGUUUGGUGUUCAACUGUGAAAAGUGCAUUCACAUAUUCUCAAACUACUCCUAGCCAGUACUAACAUUUGCAGUGCAUAGCUUUCAGGUUUUUGUGAUUGGCAUGCACUUUUGCAAAGGGCAUCACAUGAUUCUUUUAGUUAACACAUCUUUAGGUCUUGAAUAGCCACAGUGGUUUGUUUAGGAUCAGAACUUCUGUGU